AUGGCCAGUGAGUGUUUCAACACGUCUUCCAAUGGAGGGACAAAGGAUGACGGAGAAAGACAAAGUGUCCUUGACUUGCCUGUUGGAGGUGAGCAUGGAAGUGUGGCUCUCUACAGAACUGAAGGACCAUUUCUGCACAGCGUCCGUCUGUCUACGGCUCCAGAAAGAGUGCAGGCUGGGAAGACUUUUGUCAUGGAGGUUUCUGGAAACCUGGCCGGACGCCCCAACCAGCCCACAGGGAUUCUGGGUCUGGGAGAGCAGGACUUCUCUUAUGUCACUGUUGAGUUUCAGGAAAUGACCCCUAAAGGUCAAAGUUCACAUAAUGUCAACGUGUUGGAUGACGGCUCCUUUCUUGUGUCAUCUGAUUGGAAUUUGAAAACUCCAGGAAAAUAUGAACUAACCGUCAGUGUCUCCAACCCCCUCUCAACAGCCUCCUCCACCCUCCACCUCUCUGUCUUGCAGCCCUCUGCAGACGGCUUAGUGGUCUCUGUGCUUCAUGGACCCCUGAGUGUCCCCCCCUGCAUCCCUUUCCCACAGAAGGACUGCAGCAGUGUGAGUGUGGAGGCAGCAUACCUGGGUGAGCCUGUCACACUGCAGGCAGCACUUGGCAGCGGUCCGACAGUGGAGUUUCUUUGGUGGACUACUCACAAGAAAAAAGAGAAAAACAUGGAGAGUGUUGAGACAGUUUGCCUUCCCAACUCAGACUGUUUGAUCAGCACAGUGGUGGUCGUGCCUCUCGCCGUCUCUGACCUCAGCGGUAGUGUUUCCGUGAAUCAGCUGACUUCCAUAUGUGCCCUGAGGUCUUCUGGGAGUUGGAAGUCAGCAGUUUCAACACACACAGAAUUCAACCUGGAGGUUGUCGGCCCUGCCAGCCGAAUGGGGUCGGGAGUUAUUUGGACUUUCAGUUUGGAUAAUAGUCCUGGGAUGAGCAGGAGAACUGAAGAGUGGAACCUGAAUGUGUCUCUUACAAUAGCAGGCCGUUACAAAGUGGCAGUCAAGGCCUUCAACCCAAUCAGCUGGGCCUCAUUCUGCACACACAUCCUCGUUCAAGAGCCAGUUGGAGAGUUAUUAUUGAAUGUUCCCAGCGUGCUCACGACAAAUCGAAAGCACCCAGUUUCAUUUAGCGUCACAGCGGGGUCGAAUGUGACCGUGUCUCUGCUGGUGAAUGCAACGCUGCUGUACAGCAACAGCAGCUACGCUACAGGAGAGGACACGGUGGUGGUUUUGAUUUUCGACCACACCGGGACAGUUGUGGUUGAGCUUCAAGCGGAAAACCGAGUGUCUUCUCAGAACAAAAGCGUGAGAGUGUCUGUUGAGGGGAACAGGAAGUCGUCACCACAAGUUAGGAUUAAUCCAAUGUGGCAAGCAUCUACGAGUCAAAGUCCUGUUCACAACCUGGCUGACAAUGUGCGGAUUUAUGCAGCAAAGCAAGCUUAUCCCACAAAUACAGAUAUAACCUUCCUGGCCAUGGCUGGAGUAGCAGACGCGGUGGAGUUCCUCUGGCACUUUGGAGACUCAAGAUCAGAAAGAACCACCUCAAGAACCGUCACCAAAAGAUACCACAAACCUGGCCGGUAUGCUGUAGUUGUCGUCAUGUCAAGAGGCCGGACCUCCCUUACCUCCGAUGUGUUCCCACUGGUAGUCCAGAGGUCAGUGAAGCUCAACCGGCUGGUCCACCAGGCGUCUGUCCUGCAGAACCAAACGGUGGCGGUGAGCUGCCGGCUCAAUGUGGGUACUGACGUCACCUUCCUCUGGAGCUUUGGAGAUGGCUCAUCCAGGCUGGGACAGAGCACAGAGCAGCAUGUCUUCCACAGGACAGGAGAGUUCAGAGUGGAAGUAACUGUGUCUAACCUGGUCAGUUCUGCCUCUCUAAGUGGUCACAUCUUUGUUGUGGACCGGUCUUGUCAGCCUCCCCAAGUGAAAAACAUGGGGCCUCGAAAACUACAGGUGCGAAGAUAUGAGGUUAUCCAUCUGGGAGUGACCUAUGAGACGGAAGUUGACUGUGACAUUUCAGGAGGCCUUCAUUACACCUGGGCCUUGUUUGACUCUGCAGGCCGAGCCUUCCCUUUGCCUCUAGUAGACACACGCAGACAGAGCCUCAUGCUGCCCAGCCAUCUCCUGCACUAUGACACAUAUACUGCCAUAGCUAGGGUUCAAGUCGCUGGCAGUGUGGUGUACAGUAACUACAGUGUGAGAGUGCAGGUGAUACCGAGCCCUCCUGUUGCCUUCAUCCAGGGCGGCACCAACAUCUUCAUUAACAACCGUAACAACACAGUGGUAACCCUGGACGGGCAGAGGUCUUACGACCCAGACUUCCCCUUGAACCCAGUCAGCUUCAGCUGGACGUGUAAACCCGUCAGCACCAUUACCAGCUCCUGUUUCCUCCAUGAUGUUCCCACUUCGUCCCCUGUGCUUGUAUUUCCUGCUAGUUUCCUAAAACACAACUUUGACCAGUUCCAGUUCUCGUUCAACAUCCACAGCGGUGAGCGUUCAGCUUCAUCAGAGAUCUUCCUCACAUUAACACCAAAUGUGAUCGGGAAGGUGUCAGUUUACUGCCCUCAGUGCCAGGGAGAGCAGGUGAACUGGCAUCAGUCUUUCUCUGUCAGCGCCUUGUGUGAAGGCUGUGAUAUUUCUCCAGAACACAUCCAGUACACCUGGAGCCUGUACCUGGUCAAUGCAUCAUCCAAGCCUGUCAUAGAAGUGCCAUUUUGUUACACAGUGGACCUCAGUGCUCCGUCUACCAUCAUGGAGGGUCCUGCCACUCAGACUCCUGGGACUUCCACCCAGCCUCCACCUGCUGCAGAUUGGAUCGAACCUGAGCCUUCGCCGAUCUCUUCUCUCGUGGACAUAAGAACAGAAGGACCAGGAGAGGAGCCCUUUCAUCCCCCCCUGGGGGAGUUUGACCCUCCAAAGCCAUUGUACUCCUCCACUGAAUACCUGCCACUUGCCUUUGACAACAGUGGCGUCCUAUAUUCAGACCACUUUCUCCAGGGUGACGUUAUCAGUGAAUUUCCAAUUGAUUCUGACUCCUCUGCCGACUGGGAGUUUUAUUUUCCUCUCUUGGAGAGCGGUGACUUGGGAGGUCAACAAGGUGUGGAUGGUGAGAGCUUCAGUCCAGGAGAUGAUUCAUUUCAUGACCCAGCAUUACCUGACGACGAGGGGAAUAAUCUGAUGGAUUCCAGACCAUCCGUUGUGAUCCAGGAGCCAGUUUUGCUCGAUUUACCCAGAGACCUAGUAAACAGAGGCCUUUUUGAGUCCUACACUGACACGGGCAUUUCCUCCCCUUUGCUCCGCUUCAGACCAUUCAGUCUGUUUCCUGGGAGCAGAUACAUGUUGCAGAUCACUGCCAAAUCUCAUGACGGUUUUCUGGGCCGGACUCAGCUAUUCAUAAAAACCAACUCUGCUCCAAAAGGUGUGACAUGCCAGGUGCAACCAGUCAAAGGGAGGGAAUUAUAUACACACUUCAGCAUCUUCUGCAGCUCAGGGAAAGAGGACUUACUGUACGAGUACAGUGUCAGUGUGGGAGACGGACCUCCUAGGACACUGUAUAAGGGGAAAGACUUCCAGUACUACUUCAGCCUUCCUUCUGGUGACCCCAAUGAUGACCAUAAAGUAACUAUUUACACAGAGAUCAAAAGCAGCAUGUAUGGGGCGGCCUCUAAACCUUGUCCCGUCACCGUCCGAGUCCAACCAAGCUUCUUCAGAGAUGCCUCUUCUUCCCAUCUUAAUCCUGACCUGGAGCUUUCCGAGUCAGGUCUGAGAAACCUCUCAGCUCUGGUGCGACUUGGAAACAGUGUGGAGAUUCGUAACUACGUCAGUCUUCUCUCCAGCAUCCUCAACAGACUCAGCCUCGACGCGAAGGCCGACACACGCGCACAGGAACGCACACGCAACGUGCUCAUUUGCACGGUGUGUGAACUAGAGAGAAGUGGACAGGUAUCAAUGGUGGACAACAUCUGCAUUCUGAAAAACCUUUUAGAAGUCACGAGUCAGGUGACAUUAGCGAGUGCAAGACGAGUGGCGGUCCACGUUCAGAUCAUCUCCGAACUGUUUUCCAGUGCUCCCGUCUGGUACUCUCAAAAGACCCUCAACACCCUGGUGGCCCUGCUCUCACGCAGCCUGCAGGCUGCUCUCACUAGUCAUGACUUCACACCUGAAAUGUCCACCAGUGGUGACAUUACACAGACAUUAGAGUCAGACCCACAUGAUGAAAUACAAGACUCACUCAGUGGUAUUUCCAUGGACCAAGGAUUACCGAUUUCAACAAAGCAGGCGCUGCAGCUUGUAGCUGAUAUUCUCCAGACUGCUUCAGACCUGAUGCUGAAGUACAUCUUGUCCCAUGAGGCCCAUGAGCACAGAGUCGGCUCUGGUCUUAUCGCCUUAUAUGUCGCAUACCUCAACCAAACCUCCACAGUCCUCAGAAGUGGCUCAACCAUCUUCUACAUGCCCGACUCCCUGAUCCAGCUUCUGGUUGUUCAUCGCAGUAGAGAUCCUGAAAGCCGACCGCAUCGGCUGUGUGUGCUCAGCGUGCUGACCGAGCUCACCCACAGCCCUUACACCUGGGCCUACUAUCCUGAAACGCUGAGUGGACCAGUGGUUGACCUCAGUCUUUACAAGUGCAGCUCGAAGAGAAAGAUCCCUGUUCGCUCCCUCAUUCAGCCAAUAAACAUCCAGCUGCAACAACCACCACGAAACAGCUCUGAGCCUGGGUACGUCCUCCUAUGCAGCCAGAUCAACUACCACACCUUCAACAUUACCCAGGAGCACUUGCGGCAGGCCAUCCAGCUGAGUGUGGUGUUCACGCAGCCGCUCAACAAGGUGUUUCCCAUCAUGCUGCUCUUCAGGAUGUUUGAGAGGCCGACUCCCAGCAUGCACCAUCUGCACAAGAUUCACCACUGGGAGAGCAACGCCACACGGUUCACUCUGCCUCCAUCCUACCUCAGUGCUGCAGGGGUUGGCCACCUGGCCCUGCUGAAUGCUGAUUUUGGGGAAACCCCAAGACACAAGUACCUAAGUGAACAAGUCCGCUACAGUCUCACAGUGGACAGCAGCCUGUGUUUGUCCUGGGACGGCCACCAGGGGGCCUGGACACACCUCGGCUGCAGCACGCAGCAAGCAGAUGCAGCUACUGCAGUCAACUGCAGUUGUCACCAGUUGAGGCCGCUGACUGUGGUGCGGCAGCAGAUCCACAGCAGCCAUGACACAACGGAUCUGGACCCGUCCCUAAGUGUGUCCAGUGAUCUGACUGUGCUGGGCGUGCUGGUGCUCUGCGUAUGCCUGUACAUCCCGGGGUUGGUGGUGUGUAAGAGAGCUGACGUUGUCUCUGAGGCGAACCAGAGAAUACACUACCUUUCUGACAACUCUCCAGGUGAUCCGUACCUGUAUGCUGUUACAAUCCACACUGGCCUCUGCUCUGCAGCCUGCAUGAGUGCAAAGGUUUACAUAGUGCUGAAUGGUGAAGAUGGGUUUUCACAGACAAGUGAACUACAAGUCCCAGGAUGUGCUCUGUUCAGGAGGAACUCUCAAGACACCUUUAUAUUAAGUGCAGCAGACAGCCUGGGCCCAGUGUGGGGGGUUCACAUCUGGCAUGACAACUCUGGACCCUCCACCAACUGGUACCUCAAACAAGUGGAGGUAUUCGAGGUGAGCAGAGGGCAUGUGAAAGCACGUGCUUGGCUCUUUGUGGGUCAGUGCUGGUUGGCUGUGAACAAAGCUGAUGGCCGGGUGGAGAGAAUGCUGCGAGUUUGCACUCAUGGAAUCGGCUUCGCUAAGAUUUUGCGUCUUAAGCUUUCUGACUACAUGGCCGACUACCACAUCUGGAUGUCUUUGUACAGCUGCCCCUGCCCUAACGCGUUCACACACACUCAGAGACUUAGCGUGAGCCUGCUGCUACUGUUGGGAUACGCGUGUGUCAACACAGUUAUCAUAUCACAAAUGAAUAAUCGGUUGCCAUUCGAGCUGGGCAUUAUAGAUCUGUCAGCUAUUUCUCUGACAACCGGAGUAUUAAGUGUGGCGGCAGCGUCGCCUGCAGCUGUGAUUGUAUCUCUCCUGUUCCGACUGCGUGAGGUCAAGCGGAUGGGGUCAGUAGUCCAACACACGGAGGGGAGACGGAGGGACAAGGACCCUUUUGGAGAUGCCCUUUCAUUAAAUGACAGUGUGUUCAAGCCCCAUCUCUAUUGGAGUGGUCUUCAGCAGUGUGCGCAGGACACCUGGAGGAAGAAACACCAGGGCCCAGACCUGCUGUCAGUGUCCACUACUAUUCUGGAAAAUAAAAGCACAGGUAAUACACCUGAAAUCCAAUCAGAUGUAGACACAAGAAAAGAGGACUCUCUUGAAGUUAAGAACUACAUAAGGCCAACGCUUCAAAAUGUGUUGCUGAUUACGGAGAGGAACAAUGUUGAUCAAGCCCCCCGGGAAAAAGAGAUCUUAGAUCUUUUAAGUGAAAGCAGCAGGUUUCCUGGAACCCAGAGAGCUCUUUUGUCCGGUAUGAGGGAUGUAGGUCAUGCUAUUCAGAAGGAAGAAGAUCAUCAAGGGAAGUUUUCAUUGGACUGCAGCUUUGAGGAAGACUGCUAUCACCAGGCACCAGCACACAACGCUGGCAGGCUAAAAGGGAGCGGAUUGAGACCGUUAUCUCAGUGGUGUCACUAUCUGGCCUGGACACUGUGUCUGCUGUGGUCCCUCUCCUGCCUCGUGCUGUCUGCACUGCUGGGACUGAGAUUCAGCAGCAGCAAAGUUCUGCUGUGGAUACACUCUCUUUUCUUCUCUCUCAUGUUUUGCAUCUUCCUCAUCCAGCCAGCCGUGAUUCUUUCAGUGGCAGUGAGUGUUUCCUUUUGGCACAGGAAAAGAUCCGACUUUCAUAGCUUCUUCAGUAUAAGAGAGAUUGAGAAAGACACUCCAACACUGUGGAGCCACAGCGGUGCUCAGCAACCAGCAGAGCAGCUCGGGACAUCUGCUUUUCCACAGGAAAGAUGCUCAUACCUUGAAAAGCUGCUUGGAGCUCGUCAGCGAGCCCGGUACCUCCGUCUUGUGCGCCCACCAACUCCAGCAGAGCUGAGGAAAACCUGUGGAAAGAAAAGAAGAGAGACACUCAUCCAUUCCACUCUCAGGGAUUUAUCACUCUGUGGCUCCAUGCUUCUCCUGAUGCUAUGUAUGAGUUAUGGGGCCUCAUUCACUGACCAUUACCACCUUAAUAAAGCUGUCAGAACACAGUUCAUAAGUGGCCAUGGUGAUGCCUUUAUGUCUAUACAAACGCACGAGCACUGGUGGAAGUGGGCACAGAGCAGUCUCCUUACUUUACUGUACAAGAACGCAUCAUCCACAACUGAGUCUCACAUCUUGAUUGGAGAGCCAGUCCUGAGGAAGAUGGAGGUGUCCAACUCGUUUCAGGGUCAAGUCUCAGUGCCUCCAAAGACAUGUUGUCACCUGGGCUGCUACUUGGGACCAAGUACUACAGUUGGCUUAGGCCACACCAAGUCUAAUGCUGCGUCCAAACUGAAGCUGCUGCAUUCAGGUGGCUGGCUUUGCAGACAGACUGUGUCUGUCCAGUUCACCUUGUUUAGCCCCGCCCCCAACUUGUUCACCAGCGUGACCAUGCUCUCAGAGCAGAGCCCAACCGGCGUCCUGCUGCCCUCUGCCAAAGUCCACUCAGUUACACUGUAUCACACUCCUGCUGUGUGGGACUAUGUUGUCAUGGUGUGCCAGCUCCUCUUCCUCAUAUUGUCUCUGCUGCAGCUCUGUAAUCAAGUGUACGCUAUAGGGCAGCAAGGGCUGAUGGGAUACUGGAGGACACCUUUUAACUGUCUGGAAGUCAGUUUGCUGACGGUAUCUUUAUUGUACUAUGUUUAUUACAUCUAUCACUCCACCAUUAUCUUUGAGGUUGUGGAGCUGCUCCAGAGACAUAACUACACGGGACAUGUUGAUGUCAGCCUGCAGGCUAGCUCGGAACAAUAUGUUCGUACUCUGCGUGGCAUUACGCUCCUUCUUCUCACCAUGAAGUGUGGCACUAUGUUGAGGGUGAACAGGACCUUGGCAUCCUCUGCUGCACUCCUCACCCGGUCACUCUCCAGCCUUUUCUGGCCGACGAUUUCAGGUCUUAUCCUGAUGGUGGCGCUGGCCUGCGUUGGGAACCUUCUGUUCGUACAAAGAUCCCUGGCCUUCUGCUCACUUCCUCGCUCCCUUCAGACCUUGCUCUGUCACUGCUGGGGUUUCAGGGCUGUUUGGGGCCUUCACCUCUCUGACCAUGAUUUCCUUUACCGUGGAGUUCUCUAUCUGUCCUCUGUGGUGUGGACAGCAGUGGUGAUGGGUGUGGUGUCCUCCUUGGUCAGACGUGCUAAAAGAUCUCAAAGCUGGGGGAAUGUCUUCUCCGUGGCAGAGUUAGUUGACUACAUCAGACGGAGGGUCUCUGAGCUCACUGGGCAGCGUAGACGAGCAUGGAUUGAAAAUGUGGAAGGGAGGACUUAUUUCUUUGAAGAGUUUGAAAGCUUGGUCGAUGAACUAUUGUUCAGACUCAAUGCCCUCUCAAGCAGUCUGCACCCCCCUCCGCCACCCAAAGCCCAUCACUACAGGGAGGAGGACAGUACUGUCAUCCGACAGGAGCCCUCCGACACGGAUGCACAGGACUGUGUAAAAACACGAAAAACAGAAGGGGCGAUGAUGCACGAUCAGACAGAUGUCAGUGGCCAUGGAGAGACCGUACCAGAAUCUCACCUGCUCAGGUCCAAGCUUAAAGUGGAGAUGCUGCAGAGGGGCCAAAGGGGAGUCCAUUCCUCCUCUGUUGUGGUAUGGGAUGCUUCACAACAACCUGACACAAUAGCCAAAGAAAGCCUAAAAGGCAGAGAGCUCCAGACAUAUUUAAAGGCACCAAACCACCUUUUCCUCCCGGAGUCAACAUCACGCACCAGGACAGAAAAUACUCAGGAGAAGCCCGUUAAUGAAUGGACUCAAACAAAUGACAAUUGCUGCUUAACUAAAACACAGUCCACACAUACAGAGGUUGUGGUGGAAGUUUUAGUCCACCAGGAGUCUGGAAGCGUUAUGCCAGAUAAACAGUAGGGUCCCAGAUAACAAUGGUUGAUGGAACAACCAUUGCAAGGUUUCCUAUUCUAUUAAGGUUUACUGUAUUGUACGGUGUGUGUGCCAAUCAUCUUAUUCAUCUGCUUAAUUAGCAAAUAAUAUUACUUAGAUCACAUAACCAAUCUUCCAAGAAUGUUUGAUACUUAUGAUAUAAUACUGCAUAACUAGUUGUUUCAUGACUUGUUUAGUUCAAUGGUUUAUAAAACAAAAACACACCUUUUGUAAUGCAUAAAUAAAUGUAAGAAUAAAUGUAUUUUAGUUAGAUUCCUUAAGAG
Cyclopterus lumpus (lumpfish) is the source of this 9347-nucleotide messenger RNA. Its product is annotated as polycystic kidney disease 1 like 1. The transcript has 53 exons. Gene Ontology annotation, cellular component: membrane. NCBI's taxonomy places the organism in Eukaryota, Metazoa, Chordata, Actinopteri, Perciformes, Cyclopteridae. Gene Ontology annotation, biological process: detection of mechanical stimulus. The record is from RefSeq and is a predicted model, not a curated record. Gene Ontology annotation, molecular function: calcium channel activity; protein binding. The coding region runs from base 1 to 9051 and encodes 3016 amino acids.